UUUGUCAUUUACUCCCUCUGCUGCAGUAUUUGGUAGUAUAAUAAAUAACCUGAAACAGAUCUCAUUAGCAAGAUCGCGUUUUCUCAUAUUCACAAAACCCACACAACCACAUAAAUGCUUCCAGAGAGCUAUGAUCAUUGAGACCAAAUCCAUCCCAGGAUGGCAGAUGUGCUUGUGUUCUCAUUUUGCACCUGAAAAGCCCUACCUGCCUACUUCAUCUGCACAUGUGCCACCAGGAAAGGCUUUUCACUUUGUCUGCCUGGUCUGGGAGCUAAUCAGAUACCAGCUGUGCAGGUGGGAGGUUAGGCGAAGGAUACACCUGAAAUGGUACUGCUCCAUUCCAGAGGUCCGUGAUCCUGAGUUUGUGCAAAGCCAGCCUGGAACAGAGACACAUGCUGCCUUCUGGCCUCAAAGCACUAAACUGAGUUCUAUUUGGCCACCAGCAAAUCUAACGGCCCACAGAACACAGCCAUGUGCAGUGAUGCUACUGGACAUAAAAACCCCUGAUCACCAAGCAGAGCUGAGUGGUGGCCAGGGAGCAGCUAUGGGGCUCUGGGUGCUGUCAGAAAACGGCCAGAAGAGCCCUAAACCUCAUAGAUAUGAGUACAAAUACUACUGUGAUGUCUGCUGUAGAACUGCAGACAGCCUUCCAACACAACUCCCAUCUCACACGGCCCCUGGGCAUGCUGCCUGCCAGCCCAGCUCCUGCUGCACCAACCUGCACAGCAUGAGGCUUCCACCCGCCUCCCAGCGCAGGGCUCAGUGGCACCCCUGAGCGCUGCUGUCCGGAUGAUGCUGUAGCUCUUGCAGGUAUUAAACAUUACAGAACUGAACCCUACUGCAACUGAGCCUUUCUUGAGCUAGGAAGUGGUCAGAAUUUGGCUUAUUCGAGUUCUCCUCCCCUCCUCGACAGAGAGGGCAAGUAAUAGGCCCUCUGAUAGAAAUGUUGUCCUGGCGUAUCGAUAUUACAUCUUAGUGACAGAAUGAUUAGGCUCCCAUAUAUCAGCGUUACAGCAGCUCAGUGCGGGGAGCUGCCGGUCCAUGGCAACGCAGCACAGCUCCCUGCCACCAAAUAAUUACAUGAUGCUCUGGGGAAAGACAAGUUUUCCUAACACACAGCCAAUCUAUCAAGAGGGAAAACUCUUCCUGACCCAAAUGGCAGCUGCGAUCACAGUAUGAAUGUGAGCUAACCACCAUAAUGUCCUCGUCCACUACUUUGCAACCAGUAACUGUUAAGUGUACUGCUGGCAUUUGCCCUGCUGGCUCUUCUAAAAAAUCAAAUACUGAGGAAAGGAAAAAAAGUGGAAAACUUUCUGCAGAAAGGAGCAGCUGCCUGACAUUCAUCUGCUUUACUCUUUCUUCACAUCAGCUUGAGUGCUGUGCCUGGCUCUUUGGGAGCUGCCGUGAGCAACUCCGGUACAUAUCUGAGACCAAAUAUCUCUUGCAAAAAGUAUUCAAUAAAGUAUUUAAGUUGCAAGUUGCCACUGUCUCCUAUGCUUUCCCUUAGCAGACUACCCAUACAGCCCAGAACCUGG
Molecule: messenger RNA, 1535 nt
Organism: Meleagris gallopavo (turkey)
Lineage: Eukaryota; Metazoa; Chordata; Aves; Galliformes; Phasianidae
Source: RefSeq, a predicted model, not a curated record